ACGUUCUGCAAAGAAACCAUCGGCAAAAGGGAGGUCAACUCCUCUAGCGUCCAAAAGAGGUCUCGAACCUUCUCCUUCCAAAGCCACAGGAAGCAGACUGCCUCUCGCAUUGGAUGAAGUUGAUGAACGAUCCGAUGACGAACAUAUCUCUCCUAUCGAGAUCUCUAGUGCCCUCGCAGCUACACGCUCAAUGCCUGAGCUCAAUGAAUCGCUUGAGCGCCAAGAAUUUCCAAUAGCCUUCCUUCACGAUUUAGUCGAAAACCAAAAGAAGACACAAAAGGGUUCUGCCAUUCAAGGAUCUCCAGAGCGGUCCACAGAUGCAGAGACUCAGUCGUCCUUGUCCUCUCGAGAGUACCGUUCGUGGUCACGCUUCCAUCGUGGCCAUGCUGAAGCGAGCUUUCGCGUAAUGACUCAAAGAGCUGUUGGCGUGAAUCCUCCAGGAAUCACCGUUCAUUCUCAAUCACAGAGUGAUCAUGCUCCCCAUCAGAAUGCGUUUUCAGAGGGAAGGGGCGAUGAGCUGGAGGAGGAGACUCAACCCGUUACACUGGUGGUUGGUACACCAUCAUCCACGUCUGAGUUUUCUCAUUCAGAUAAAGCACUGGACAUGUCACAACUCAGGCGGGAUGGUCAGGCUCUACUAAAUUAUCCAGAUGAUGGUACAGAUAUCGCUACGCAAAGUAUUAGGGCUAGUGACGAGGUUCUGAUUCCAACUCAAGUGAUAACAGGUGAAGACGGUCAAGAAACCCUGGAUGAAUCUAAGAAUGGAUACUUGAUUCAGGGUUGUGAGAGGGGCUAUCCUGUUUCAGGGGAAUUUGCUGAGCUGGUGUAUCACCA
Messenger RNA from Acaulospora colombiana, 834 nucleotides. NCBI's taxonomy places the organism in Eukaryota, Fungi, Glomeromycota, Glomeromycetes, Diversisporales, Acaulosporaceae. The record is from the annotation of a GenBank genome assembly.